GAACUAUUGUGAAUUGCAUAUUUUUAUUGAGAACAAAAUAAAAAAGAACAUCAUCUGUCUUUUGAAAACUGUGAAAAAAUCAUCAGAUAUUUUGCUUGAUUUGUCAACAAAGGAAGUCAUCAAACAGAACAGUUCGACGGACCGGCUGUUUUUAAAUUAAUAGAAUUCCCCCCAAAGUACUUCAUAAAACUUAUUUAAAUCAAUACUCGCAGUUAUGGCACUAUGUGAAGAAUUAAAGGAUGACGAUCGUCCAUCCAAUACUCUCGAGUUAUUCGUGGAACUCGAUGAAGUUAUUUCGAUGAUUGAUUCGAUUAAGGUGUGUCAGGCACGGACCUUCGAGAAAGAAUAUGAACAUUUCACUGAGAUUCUUUCAAGGUAUCAAGAGCAACCACAUCUCCUGGACCCACAUCUUGACGUUUUGCUUACAAAACUUCUUGAUAAAAUCCGUGAUCCCAACAGUGAGGUGGACCUCGUGCAUGCAUGCUUCAAAUACUUGUACAUUCUGUGUAAGGUGAGGACAUACAAAGCUUUGGUGAAGUUCCUUCCACACGAAUUGAGCGAUCUUGAGUUCGCUUUGGACUUGCUAGAAAAACAAGAUCCCAAAGUCUUCGAAAACUGGGAGACUCGUUAUAUUCUCCUUCUCUGGAUGUCCAUAUUGGUGCUGAAUCCAUUUCAUAUGGCUCGACUGGAUGCUUAUGCAGCCGGCGGAGAUGUUGUCAAUUGCACCGAGAAUGCAGCUUCCAACAAAACCAAAAUGGAACGAAUUUUCGAUAUUUGCAAGACUUAUUCCGAACACAACGAUACUUGCGCAGGAAUCACUGCAUUUUUGUCAGCGAAGUACUUCAUUCGUUCAGACAUCAAGGACAUUUAUUUGGAGAAAUUCUUCGACUGGGUAAUUGAGAAUAACAACGCCGAGACUCAGGACGUCAAGUUCGGUCAGUUGGCAGCAGUUGCUGCUAUCCUUAAGCAUGGAAAACGCGAAGACUUACUGCCCUAUGCUCAGCGACUGCAGGUGUGGAUUUUAGGAUGCAACUACAAAGACAGUUCAGACUUCCUCAAAUAUAAGUAUUACAUUAAAAUCGUUCAGCGAAUUGGGUUGGUAUAUUUAAAGCCCCGUAUAGCUGCGUGGAGAUACAAGAGAGGCGUUCGAUCUUUGGCUGUUAACCUUGCCGAACCAUCCGAUGCAGCUAAGCCAAUUAACUUGGAAGACAUUGAUAGCGACAUGGAAGAGGGCGAAGAAAUAGUUGUCCCAGAUUUCGUCGAAGACGUGAUUGAAGAACUACUUCAGGGUCUGCGCAGUCCUGGCAGUGACAUCCGUUGGAGUGCUGCCAAGGGAAUUGGUCGUGUCACCAAUCGACUUUCUCGCACCUUAGCCGAUGAAGUUAUCGGCUCGGUGGUGGACAUUUUAAAUCCCCUCGAACCACACGAAGCUUGGCAUGGGGCAUGUUUAGCUCUUGCCGAAUUGGCAAAGCGUGGUCUUCUGCUGCCUUAUCGUCUCAAGGAACUCGUUCCACUACUGCUGCAAGCUUUGUUCUAUGACGAAAUGAAAGGCUACAUGUCUGUGGGUCAGCAUAUUCGAGACGCUGCGUGCUACAUGUGUUGGGCAUUUGCUCGGGCAUACAACCCCGGAGAUUUGCAACCAUUUGUCCAUCAGAUAUCUGCUGGCCUCCUAACUGUUGCCUCUUUCGAUCGAGAAAUCAAUUGCAGACGAGCUGCAUCUGCGGCCUUUCAAGAGAGUGUUGGUCGUUUGGGUAAUUUCCCGUAUGGCAUUGAAAUCUCAACGACCACAGAUUUCUAUACAGUUGGCCUGAAACAGAAUUCUUUUCUCAUCGUGAGUGAUUAUAUCGCUCAAUAUGAGGAAUAUCAAGUUCCACUUAUUGAUCAUUUGGUCGAGAAGAAAGUCAACCAUUGGGACACUUCAAUUAGGGAACUGGCUUCCAAAGCGUUGCACAAACUUACCCUCAAGGCACCGCAAUACAUGUCUAGUGAAGUUCUCCCUCGUUUGUUCACCAAAACCAACUCAAUUGACAUCAAUAUGAGACAUGGUUCGGUUUUGGCAAUUGGAGAAAUCGUUUGCGCCUUGAAAUUAGUGGAGAAUAAAUCCGAAGAAACGCUUCUAACAAAUCAGAUAGUAAGCGAGUUGAACGAACUGAUUGGAGCAUUUUUGACUCGUGAUCAAUUUAGAGGUAUGAGUGGAGAAAUAAUGAAAGACUGUUGUGUAGAGUUCAUUCGGAACUGCAGUGUUGCCAAAAUUACAGCCAAUUCUAAAUGCUUAGAGUCUUGGCAAGAAAUAAUCGACAAAUGCCUUAUUGGUCAGACCCGUGAUGCAGCAACUCUAGCCCUUGCAGAAUUAUGCAAAGCUUAUUACAACAAACACGAGCGAAGUGAUCAAAAUGGUGUGAUAGUCGCUUCCUAUCUCAAAGGAGCUGAAAAUGAUCUCGAAGAGAAAAUUCGUAUGGGUUAUCUUUGUGCCCUUGGGGCCUUACCCAGUUUUAUGGUCUUACCUCAGUUGGAUAAGAUUAUCGAUUGCCUAGUAAAAUACAGCCAAGUUCCACGACCCAAUUCACAUGAAACGACUUCGGAAGGAGCCGAAAAACCAUCAGAAAAUGUAAUAACCUUCAAAUGGAGUGAAGCUCGUAGAGAGAGCAUUCGAUCGCUGUCGAAUAUUGUCCAGACUGUUGGAUUCUCAAGUGGCUCGGAUGGCUCUAUAGCAAAUCCAAAGUAUUUUGACAAGAUUUUCCAUUGCUACAUGAAGGCUCUGGAAGAGUAUUCAGUUGAUAAUCGGGGUGAUAUUGGAGCCUGGGUGCGAGAAGCUGCCAUGAAUGCCUUAUACCAAUUGCUUACCACUUGUCCCAAAACUAUUCUAAAACCGGAUCAUGUGCAACGAGUUCUUCAGGGUUUGGUUCAACAAGCUGUUGAGAAAAUUGAUCGAACUCGAGGUCUGGCAGGACGACUUUUCUGUAGUCUUAUUAAUGCUGAACCAGCCAUUCCACACAUCAGCCAGCACGAUCGACUUAAGGAAAUUUUCCCAGAAAAUACCGAGGCUGUGCUUUGGUUGUUUGCAGAUCACACAUUCCCCAUGUUUUGUUCUCUUUUAGAAUUACCAGAAUAUUCCCAGAAAGUCCUUCUCGGGCUAAGUGCAAGUGUUGGACAACUUACAGAAUCUUUGAUAAAAUAUUCAUCGGCAGCUUUGUUUAAAUUUCUGCGUUCCCAUCCCAAUGAAAUUCCACGACUUUGUAAUGAGAUUGUUAAGAACUUCGAGGAGAAUUUCAUGGUCGAUCGAGUUACUCACCCGAUGUUGAAUUUCUUAGACAUUCUUAUUGGAUCAGGAACAAUAAAUUCGGUUCUAAUGGACGAUGGAUCUCAAUUUGCCGACGAAAUAUUCCGCCUAGUUAAUGAAGAAAUCAAGGGGCACAAGAAACUCUACAAACUCAUCUCGAGUAUAAAUGUUUUCUGUCAACUAAUUCAAGUUUCCCGUCUUUGCAAGAAAAUACUUGCAAAAAUGUCAGUAUUUUUAGGUCUAACUCAUGUUCAUGUUCGUAAGACGACAGCAACUAAAUUAUAUGAAGCUUUGGCACUUCAUGGUGAUUCAUGUGACAUUCCUGAAGAAAACAUGGAUGAGAUAUUGAAUUUAUUAUCGGAAACAGAUUGGGGAUUACCUUUGUUGGAAAUACGUCCCGUUCGCAAUGAAUUGUGUAAUUUGAUGGGUAUUAAGCCACCAGUUAGUGGUGGUCCGACGAAAAGUACUGCACAUUAAUUUAAGUUUUUUUUUUUUUAAUUGUUUGCAAUCUCUUAGAGAAAGAAGCGAGCUUAAAAAUCAUGAUUUUAUGUUUCCUUUUGUUUAAUGCACGUAGCAAAGCUGCAGCUUUUUCUUAAGUACCAUUUAUAUAUUCCAAGCGCAUAAUCAAAGAAACAAAAUAUUAUCGAAUUCUAACAAAAAUAAAAUAAAAGAAAUAUAUACUCACAGUAAUUAAACUGAAAAAUCUGAGUUAUUUUGCUUA
Eupeodes corollae is the source of this 4001-nucleotide messenger RNA. RefSeq names its product tubulin-specific chaperone D (gene TBCD). Gene Ontology annotation, cellular component: lateral plasma membrane. Lineage: Eukaryota; Metazoa; Arthropoda; Insecta; Diptera; Syrphidae. Gene Ontology annotation, molecular function: beta-tubulin binding; GTPase activator activity. Bases 215 to 3757 code for a protein of 1180 amino acids. The transcript has 8 exons. Gene Ontology annotation, biological process: post-chaperonin tubulin folding pathway; microtubule cytoskeleton organization; tubulin complex assembly. The record is from RefSeq and is a predicted model, not a curated record.